UUUGCAUCCAAAUGGAACAGAGACUGGUAUAUCUGUUGACCAACAGAGACUGGCUGUUACCCUAGUCCUGAGGCUCCUAUGGUCUGGGACUAUGUGGUGCAUGAGAAAGAUAGGUCCCCUACUUUAUCAUUACUGUAUUAGGAACCUGGGAGGCCUGUGGCAUCUUUCCUGCAUUUGGUUAAGCCUUGGGAACCCUGACUUGGGUCUGGGUGGAGGUUGGCCCCCGCAGGAGAGAAGAUGGGGGAGGGUUCUGGCCUCCCUUUAUAUGGUGUUGCACUUCUUGAGUCACUGACAGUGAGCACACUCCCCCUACAGUCAUCAGUGACUCAGACCAGCUGGGAUUCAUGUGGAAACAGGAUGUGUGUGCCCUGGCAGGGGAGGGGCAACUGGGAGGAAGGAUCUCUGUGCUCAUAGAAUUCCAUCACCCAAGCGCUUCUAGUAUGAACACAGGUAGACAGAGUGUAUACAGACCAGGUCCUACUGACUCCUGAAGUUAGGGUCCUGGUCCAAUCAGGAAAUGUCUGCCCUACCCCAAUCUGCUUAGGGUCUAAGAAAACCUGGGCCCUCAGUGGAAGGUUUCCCUCAGAAAGGGGCCAAUCCGGGCCCAAAGAGAAGACUCCUCCAGCCCCAGGGUAGGGGCAGGACUUCUUAUGGUCACGCCCACUGGCGGGAGGUGGUAGCAGACGGGCCCAAGGACCCAGACCUGUCGAUCUGCCCAGCCCAAGCUAGCAGCUGCCAUCCAUGGGGAACAGCCACUGCGUCCCUCAGACCCCCAGGAGGCUACGGGCCUCCUUUUCCAGAAAGCCCUCGCUCAAGGGAAACAGAGAGGACAGCGCCAGGAAGCUGGCUGGCCUGUUUGGCACCGAGGCUAGGCCUGAUGGGGACACCGCGGCUAACAAGAUCUUCCACUACAUCCCUGGGACGAACCAGGACAUCCCAGGCCCGGAAAAUCAGCCAGAAAAUCUGGAACAGCCAUUUCUGAGUGUAUUCAAAAAGGGGUGGCGGAGGACACCUGUGAGGAACCUAGGAAAGGUUGUGCACUAUUCCAAGGUCCAGCUGCGGUUCCAGAACAGCCAGGACAUCAGUGACUGCUACCUAGAGCUGUUCCCCUCCCACCUGUACUUCCAAGCCCAUGGUUCUGAAGGACUUACAUUCCAAGGGCUGCUACCACUGACAGAAUUGAGCAUCUGCACGAUUGAUGGGUCCAGAGAGCAUGCCUUUCAGAUUACAGGCCCACUGCCUGCCCCGCUCCUUGUUCUCUGCCACAGUGAAGCUGAGCUCAGUCACUGGAUUUACCACCUGGAGAAGCAAAUGGCUCUCUUGGGGGGUCUGCAACGCUGCCACUCAGCACCCCCACAGGGUCCCCUGGGGAAUGAACUCCCCUGGACACGGCUAUGGAGAGCAUCCAGGUGUGAAUCCAUGGGCAAUGCAAUCUGUGCCUCAAGGGUCAAGCUGCAGCAUCUGCCCUCUCAGGAGCAGUGGGACCGGAUUCUGGUACUAUACCCAGCAUCCCUGGCCAUCUUCUCUGAGGAGCCAGAUGGGCUUAGCUUUAAGGGGGAGCUUCCACUAAGUGCCAUUCACAUCAACCUAGAAGAGAAGGAAAAGGAGAUCCGCUCUUUUCUCAUCGAAGGCUGCCUCAUCAACACCAUCCGUGUGGUAUGUGCCAGUUAUGAGGAUUACAGUCAAUGGCUGCUGUGCCUCCGGACUGUCUCUCAUAGGGAUGGGGCCCACCUGCUGCCUGGCCCAGAGAAUUUCCCAGGACUACAUGGACCCACACAGGUUGUGGGUAGAGGCCGAGGCUCACUCUCUUCCAAUGGACGAACCAGCUGGAAAUUAGAGUGUCCAGUGCUCCCCACCAGCCAAUCCCUCCCUGAAUCCUCAGUGCCAACCACUAUAGGCUUCCUUGCCCAGCCUGUACCUAACCAGACCAACUCUAACUGUGCCAGCACUGUCCAAAAGAAGAUAGAGCUGAGGCACGGUGGCAGUAGCCAGUCUCCCAGGGGCAAAGCUCGAAGGGAAGUAUCUGGCUCAGCUGUCCCAUUGCCCCUGCACCUGGACCUGACCAAGAUAAGUGCAAUGGACCUAGACAGUGGUCCAGAGGCUCAGGACCACUCUUUGGAUAUUCCACACUCUCCACUCUAUGCUGAUCCCUACACACCACCAGCUACAUCCCACCGCAAGAUUACAGACCUCCAAGGCCUAGAUGAGCAGUUCCUCUGUGCGAUGCAGACAUCACCUGGACCUGAGCUAUCAAGCCCGUUCCCUUCAGUCUCCGUGUCUGUGCCUGUCUCUGACUCCAGCUCCCCUAUGCCUCUGGGCUCCCACUUGCUAUCCAAGAAAGGUGCCCUGCAGUCCAGAGCUUCCCAGAGACACCGGGGUUCCAUCAAGAACAGAGGGCCACGGCCUUCAGACUUCCCUCAGCUUGUCACCCCUACCAGAGAAAGUACACCCAGUUCCCUGCCACCUCCCCCAGAUGAGGAGGCUCCUAUCUGGAACAAGACUUCCUCUCCCUCCCACCAGAAGUGGACACAGCUCAGGAAGACUCCAGUGGAUAUGGGACUCAUCCAGUGGAUCUAAUGGGCCCCAGGUGGGCUGCUUCUCAGAAACACAACCAACCAGUAUCAACCUGGAUAAGAGUAUGCAGCCAUACCAGCCCUGUGACCUACAUUAAAUCCACCAGGGCUAACUAAUCCCAGCCAGUUAAGGGUGUGUAGAACUCUGAGGAUAGAAGCACCUCUCACCAGGCUCUAGCUCCUCAGCUUUAGCAACUAGAGCAACUAAGAGGAGGUGACUCUUCCUAGGAACAAACCAGUGAGGUAAAUCAGUGAGAUCCUGGAUAUCCCCAGGGGUUAUACCUCUAGGGAAGAAAGAAUGAAAGUGCUAGAGCAGGUAUUUACUUAGAAGUGGGGAACAGCAUGAAUGUGAAAUACAAAGCACUGAAAAAAAGUCAGGUCAUCAAACUCAGCAUGUGAAGACAGAGGACAUGAGGUCAGAGGUCAGUAGGUUGAGAACUAUCACAAGAAACAGGAGUAUGGGAAGAUCCAGUACUGUUAGGUGCAUAGGGUAAGGCUGGUCAGAAAGACUAACACCAUAAACAAGAAAGAGAUUUUA
This is a messenger RNA of Peromyscus maniculatus bairdii (prairie deer mouse), 3111 nucleotides long. NCBI's taxonomy places the organism in Eukaryota, Metazoa, Chordata, Mammalia, Rodentia, Cricetidae. The record is from RefSeq and is a predicted model, not a curated record.